Messenger RNA from Peniophora sp. CBMAI 1063, 1011 nucleotides. The record is from the annotation of a GenBank genome assembly. NCBI's taxonomy places the organism in Eukaryota, Fungi, Basidiomycota, Agaricomycetes, Russulales, Peniophoraceae.
AUGUCCGCCGCCAACACUCGCAAGAUUGGUAAUGCAGACGUUUCUGCAGUGGGAUACGGUGCCAUGAGCAUCGCGGGUACGAUGUAUAGCCCCGGCAAGAUCCUGCCCGAUGAGGAGCGUUUCGAGGUCCUGGACACUGCGGUCAAGCUGGGGUGCACGAACAUCGACACAGCAGAUGUCUACCGCGAUGCUGAGGACCUCAUUGGCAAGUGGUUCGCCCGUUCGCCCGAGAUCCGUUCGUCUAUCUUUCUUGCGACGAAGUUCGGUAUAAGGCACUACCCAGACGCGAUAAAGGUCGACGGUCGGCCGGAGUAUGUGCGCGAGGCAAUCGAGAAGUCGCUCGCUCGACUGCAAACGAGCUAUGUGGACUUGUACUACUUACAUCGCGCUGACAAGAGGACUCCGAUCGAGCAUACAAUCAGCGCCAUGGCUGAGCUCGUGAAGGAAGGCAAGGUCAAGCAACUCGGCAUUUCCGGAGUCACUGUCAACACCCUUCGUCGGGCGCAUGCAGUACACCCCAUCGCGGCACUUCAGAUUGAAUACUCGCCCUUCUAUCUCGACCCCGAGCACAACGGGCUGUUUGACGCGUGCCGCGAGCUCGGAAUCACUGUCGUCGCGUACUCGCCUCUUGGGCGCGGGCUGCUUACUGGACGAUACAGGUCGCCAGAUGACUUUGACGCCGAUGAUGGUCGCCGCCGUUUUCCUCAGUUCUCACACGAGAACUUCCCGAAGAUCCUGGCGCUUGUCGACGUGAUCAAGGCCAUCGGAGACAAGCACGGGGCAAGCGCAGGUACGGUGACAUUGGCCUGGGUGCUCGCGCAAGGAGCGGUCCCGAUCCCGGGGACGCGCAAUCUGAAGUACCUCGAGGAGAACAUUGCUGCAGGCCAACUUCAGCUGACCAAAGAGGAAGUGCAGGAGAUACGCGAUGCCGCAGAGAAGUGCGUGGUAGUCGGACAGAGGCUCCCAGCCGGCUUGGAGGAUCUGCUUCCCGGCGAAACGCCGCUGCCUUGA